CUGACAACGCGGGAGCAGUCCACGAUUUUCUCCUAUAGUGAUCACCCUUCCACUGAAUUCCAGACUGAUUACUUUCCGCUUCAGAAGGACUUCGUCUGCGAUGAGUGCCAGUUUGCUGCCCGUGAACUGAAGGUGAUUGUUGAGGACAAGGAAAAGCAACAGGAAAUCCGUGACUUCCUUUCACAGAACGUCUGCAAGCACAUCCCACGCUACCAAGGAAUGUGUGACAUGCUCAUUGAACAGUUCCUUCCCGAGAUGUUCCAGGAGCUCGACACUAUGUUGAAGGACCCCAAGGCUGCUUGUGCUGAUGUUGGUUUCUGCCCGCGUACCAGCCCACCACGCAAGCUGACCGCCCCUCAUGCGGACACCCCGAUUCAUCCGAUGUAUGCCUUCUUCCGUGCAGCAAAAACUAUCGAAACGCCAACCGGCAGCGUCCUCAUGAGUUGCUUGGAAUGCAAGGUCGCCGUGGAGGAGGCAGUCAACGGUCUUGUCAAAGAUAGGAAUGAGCAGGCUGCAGCCGUCCAGAAGUUUGCCUGUCACGAGCUAUUGCCAUCGAACUUCUCGGCCAGUUGCGACGAUUUCCUCAGUCUUUACCUACCUACCGUACUCUACAUGACUUGGGAGCAGAUCACACCGGAAGGCUUCUGCACUGAAAAAAUGAAGUCGUGUGACUCCAUUUCAAUGUCCCGACUCUCUUCAAUGUCGAAAUCGGUUGUCAGGAGUUUCAGCUGCCACACAUGCAGUGGAAUGCAGAAAUAUUACCAGACAAUGAUGGAUCGUCCAGUGACCAUGCAGUUCCAACAAUUCGUGGUAGACGAGCUGAAGCGCUCCGUCUGCGAUCACACUGCAAUCCUCGCAACUACGUGCGAUCGUUUUGUGGAAGGUGUGGUUCCACGCCUUAUUAGCAAAUUUGCCGAUAUUAGCAAAUCCGAAGACUUUUGUGCAAAGGUAGGUCUUGCUACGACUCUUUACGGCACUUUUGCGGAAUACACUCGUUCUUUGCUGGCCAUGCCGACCUCUUAG
Molecule: messenger RNA, 1023 nt
Organism: Cooperia oncophora
Lineage: Eukaryota; Metazoa; Nematoda; Chromadorea; Rhabditida; Trichostrongylidae
Source: the annotation of a GenBank genome assembly